UGAGCCCUGUGGGUUUGAGUCCACAUACCUGGAAUUGGCAAGUGCAGUGAAAGAAGAGUACCCAGAUAUAGAAAUUGAAUCCAGGCUCGGGGGGAAAGGUACCUUUGAAAUUGAAAUCAAUGGGCAGCUUGUCUUCUCCAAACUAGAGAAUGGUGGCUUUCCUUAUGAGAAGGAUCUCAUUGAAGCAAUAAGAAGAGCCAGAAAUGGGGAACCGCUAGAAAAAAUCACCAACAGCCGUCCCCCCUGUGUCAUCCUGUAGCCCCGGCAGCACCCUCCUCGUCACUACAGGCCUUCUGUUCUGAUCACCUUCAACUCU
Messenger RNA from Trachemys scripta elegans, 316 nucleotides. RefSeq names its product migration and invasion enhancer 1 (gene MIEN1). NCBI's taxonomy places the organism in Eukaryota, Metazoa, Chordata, Testudines, Emydidae. The record is from RefSeq and is a predicted model, not a curated record. Gene Ontology annotation, biological process: positive regulation of filopodium assembly; negative regulation of apoptotic process.